GAUCGCGCGCGCGCCCUUCCCCCACAGCACUGUCUCUGACUGACUCGCUGCAGAUGAGAUGAAUGAAUGAACUAACAAAAGUCUUGUGAGCUCUAGUUUACAGCAGACCUGCACGUUUUGAAUAUUCUUAUUUGUAAUUCUCUUAAAAACUUUAUGAUGUGGUGUUAUUUUAUAAAAAUAAGUGCACACCGGGUACUUUUUGCUCUUUUAAACCAGUGCUUGUACGGACAUGCGCACUGGUUCGUAGUUUGAGGUGGGUGCUCGGUUAAAAAGUGAUCAUGUGCUCUGUCCACUAGAAAGACUAACUUCAUCACAUUUUUUUUUAAGUUUGAAGAAACAGUACUGUGGUUAAAACAAAUAUCAUUGCCACCAGAUAAUUUUCUAUUAGGCCAAAUAAAUGUAGUCACAAUUUCAACGUGAACUCCAAAUACGUAACUACGUCAUUUACGCAAGUCAGCGACGGUGGUGUUUUCCCGGGAAAUGCAGACACGUGACGAUGGAACGCGCGAAACAGACGACAAACAACCCACCAGGAGGAAAGAAAAACACAACACCGGUUUGGAUAUGAGGUCAUUUCAAGAAAGAAAGUCGCCAUGCUGGGAAAUAAAAGACGUAGGAAACCUCUGCAGGAUGCUGAGCAUCACAUUACCUGUAAAACUGACAAGCCUGGGCUUCGAGAGCAGUUCAUCAGCAAAUAUAAAGGCGGCCAGUCUCUUUUUUUCUGUAGCCACUCCAAAGUCCAAGUCACCCACGUCACCUUCAACCUCGCCUGUGCAGCCCUCAUCAUCCUCGCCUGCCUACAGAGGAGGAGAGUGCAUCAACAAAGCUGCUUGCGAAUGUGGCAUAAAGAACCCUGAUGCACUGUCAUCAACUAGGCUCAGGAAACACAUAGCAACCAUGUCUAAAAUUCUUAACCUUAAUGAGAAUGAAGCAGACCAACUGGCUGAUUUCCUUGGUCACGAUAUCAGAAUCCACAGACAGUAUUAUCGGUUACCAGAGGGAACACUGCAGCUGGCAAAAAUGAGUAAAGUCCUAAUGGCCAUGGAGAAAGGAACACUGUCUGACUACAAAGGAAAGAAACUUGAUGACAUUGAAAUCGACCCAAAUGAGCAACUUGAGGCCCAAGGUGAUUCCAUGUCAAGUGAUGAGGAGGAUUCCAGUGACCUAUCUCAGACACCAGCACCAGUACAGGCUGAUCAACCUGUUCAAUCUGAACAAGCUGUUUCACAGGAGGAUCAAGGUUCUUCAAAUGCUCCAAAAAAGAAAUGGGAGGACAGUGAGGUAAAAGCAGUAGAGAGACACAUGAUGAGUUUCAUCAAGACAUGCAAAGUUCCUGGUAAGCAAGACUGUGAAAGAUGCAUUCACGCAGAGCCAGAAGCUUUGAAGCAGCGAACAUGGACUGGUGUGAAAAAUUAUGUGCGGAACAGGAUCACGACUCUUAAAAGAAAGGGUGGUUUGUAGGGAGGCACAAACACUUCAGCACUUUGCACAUUAUGCUCUUUUUGUAGGAAAUGGAGCUAAAUUAAAAGAAAUGAGGAUAAAGGUGUAGAAAUAUUUUGUGGAUGGAAUGAAACAGAAUAUAAAGUGAAAAGUUAGAGUAUAAGAAGGUUAAUGAAGAAGUAGAGGAUAGUAAGAGUCAAUUUUCUUUGUUCAGUUACAAUAUAGUUGGAUGAAAUGUCAUGUUAAACUUUUUGAUAUUUCUGUCAUAGAGGGAGGGGAGAAUGUAAAGAUGAUAAAAAAGGGAAGAGUGAAUAGCUGUGCUGGACAUGGGCUAUGGCUGGAUGUAACUGAUUGGUGAGAGUUGCUGUGUGCAGACGAGAGAAGCUGAAAACUGAG
Carassius auratus (goldfish) is the source of this 1836-nucleotide messenger RNA. RefSeq lists its product as uncharacterized. The record is from RefSeq and is a predicted model, not a curated record. NCBI's taxonomy places the organism in Eukaryota, Metazoa, Chordata, Actinopteri, Cypriniformes, Cyprinidae. Gene Ontology annotation, molecular function: protein binding. The coding region runs from base 481 to 1461 and encodes 326 amino acids. The transcript is spliced from 6 exons.